Messenger RNA from Anarrhichthys ocellatus (wolf-eel), 1671 nucleotides. RefSeq names its product peptidyl-tRNA hydrolase 1 homolog (gene ptrh1). NCBI's taxonomy places the organism in Eukaryota, Metazoa, Chordata, Actinopteri, Perciformes, Anarhichadidae. Gene Ontology annotation, molecular function: peptidyl-tRNA hydrolase activity. The transcript has 5 exons. Bases 433 to 1416 code for a protein of 327 amino acids. The record is from RefSeq and is a predicted model, not a curated record.
UUGACUUACAUGAGAGGCUCGAGAGGACGACCGGCUAAUGUGACCUCACAUGAGACCCGACAACAGCUUAGCACUGAACAUAAACUCUCAGUUUGUUGUCAGCCUCUCCGGUUUUAACGUAUUCGGCGGUUGUUUCUUAAAGUGUGUCCGUUGGUGUUGUGCUUGUCAUGAGUUAGCCAACGAGCUACAUGAAGCUAACCUUAGCAAGCUAGCUAAGCUAAGCUACUUCCACACAGUUGUAACACAAAUACAAUGUAAAAAAAAGGAGUUUCAGAUGACUAAAUUAGGCAAAAUACAGAUAAACAUAGCUAAAUCUUAAGUUCAAGUCUGUUGAAUCCCAUUCAUAAAUCAGUGUAUUUAAAUAAUGGUCAUGCAGGUUUAAUGAUAGUAAACGUUGCUUCAUCAGGUGAAAACAGCUGACUGUCUUUAUUCAUGAGCCGAUCGACAGAAGUCUCAGUAGUAACUCGUUUCUGUCGUGUUUUGUCGCAGUUGUUGAAGAAGCUGCUGAACUUUGUCACAAUGAGGAAACUUUUAACGAGACUCAUCAACAGAGUUCUGCUGAGUAAGCUGUUCACACCAGCGAUGUGUGGGGAAGCAGAAAUACACACAGAAGGACGAAGAAGGCUGGUGGUGGGGCUGGGUAACCCGGGGAUGGAGGGUACCAGACACAGCGUCGGCAUGGCGGUGCUCGCCGCGCUCGCCGCCCGCCUCGGCGUGGCCGACCGUUGGCGCGGCGACAAGCACGUGUCCGGUGAGGUCAUCGUGGUGUCGCCCGUGGUGCUGCUCCGCCCACGGCUGCUCAUGAACCUCAACGGGGUGUCGGUGGCCAAGGCCGCUGGUAAAUUCGGCAUCAGGCCUGAAGACAUCGUGCUGGUCCACGACGAGCUGGACAAACCUCUGGGGAAGGUCGUCAUCAAACACGGAGGAAGUGCCCGAGGUCACAACGGAGUGCGCUCCUGUGUCGACUGCCUCCAGACGGACGUGAUGUCCAGACUUCGGGUCGGGAUCGGCCGUCCGGCGGGGAAGACGUCCGUGGAGCGUUACGUCCUGGGCCGGUUCUCCUCGGAGGAGAAGAAGGUUCUGGACUCGGUUCUGGCUCAGAGCGUGGACCUCCUCCUCUCCCAGCUCGCCCUGCAGGACUCCCAGCCCCCCUCCUCACCAGCAGGGGGCGGGCGAGCGGCGGCGCCGAGGGGGAAGGAGACGAAGAGCUCUUCAUCUUCAUCUCCAGCUGCUGCUGCUGAAGCUCAAGAACAUGAACCUCACAGAGACGAUCUGAGACUGAGACAUUGCUGCAGAUCAACACGAAGGAUCCUUCAACCGGAGCCCAGGUUUGACCUCAAAGAAUCAGCUCCAACCUCCUCUAGCAGCACAGCUGCAACCACAUCUGUGUGUUUAUUACCUCCUUCUUUUGUCUGAUUGUUGGUUGACAUUGAUGACUCUCAAACAUGCAGACUGCUUUCAGAAAACAAAUGUUUUGUAACAAGUUUUUCUCUUUUAUUUGUAAUUUUUGAAAUAUGAUCAGAUCGCUCAUGAACGGUCCGUUAACUCUGUGGUUGUUUGUCACUGUGUGGAUUUUGAAGCUCAUACUGAUUAUGAUUAUUAUUUAUUGUGAUUGAAAUCAUAAAUGUAAAGGACUGCAGCCUUGCUGUUAAUAAAGAAGUAAAAAUGUCA